Messenger RNA from Rubroshorea leprosula, 3876 nucleotides. The record is from the annotation of a GenBank genome assembly. NCBI's taxonomy places the organism in Eukaryota, Viridiplantae, Streptophyta, Magnoliopsida, Malvales, Dipterocarpaceae.
CUGCCUCCGAGGUCAAUCAACUCUUACAAAGAAAUGUCAUCUGCUUUUGCCACAAAGUUUUCCAAUAGAAGGUUGAUCAGGAAAACCACUUAUGAGCUGAUGCGAGUUAAGCAGAGGGACGGAGAGUCUUUGAAGAAUUUUAUGAGCAGAUUCAAUGAUGCAGUACUGGAGGUUAACUCUUUUGACCAAGCUGUGGGAAUUACAGCUGUGAUCUCAGGUCUUAGCCAUGAGAGAUUCCGAGAUAGUUUGCUCAAACGUCCUGCCAACACCUUUAGCGAGAUUAAGAAUAAAAUGGACUUACGACGUCCGGGCCCAAUGAGAACUGCUGCUGCUACCAAAGACCAUACUAGGUACUGUGAUUUUCAUCAAGAUCACGGUUAUACAACAGAGCAAUGCAAUAGUUUGAGGUCCGAGCUUGAAAGUCUGGCGCAGAAAGGAAUGUUGAAUGAGUAUAUCCAGAGAGUGGAACAGCCAAGGUUUGUUAGAGAACAAGGGCCACAGAAUCAAGGAGUUCGCAAUCCCCCAAACAGGCAAGGUGUGGGAUAUCAGCAGGCCCCACCACCACUCCCCCCACCAGCUAGAGUCAUACACAUGAUUACGGGAGGUCUGGAAGUAGGUGGACUGAGCUCUAAGCAGCGAAAGUUGUAUGUCAAAGAGCGUGUCCUUGUUGACUCAGGGAGUGCACCAGACAUCAUGUACUUCCAUUGUUUUGAGAGUCUUGGGUUAGAUCCAGCUCUGUGGCAGCGGUAUGAUGGUCCCAUCUACGGGUUCAACAACCAACCAGUUCCAGUUGAAGGAGUCUUCACCAUGAAUGUUGCAUUUGGAAGUGGCCGAAGUUAUGUGACCCUUUCCGUGAGGUUUUUAGUAGUCAAGGUGGCGUCCUCUUUCAACGCUGUCAUCGGCCGACCCACACUGACUGAAAUCCGAGCUGUGGGCAAGGCUCAGACACCCGAGAUUAAUCCCAAACGGAUUCCUGAUGAUCGGCAAGUCAUGGGUGUUGAGAUAGUAGAUAAUCGACCAGAAGAUGAAACCAGAGUUGCUCUAAUCGAAGAUGUGGAGGAGAAACCAGUAGCCCAAAAGCAACGCCUCUUCGAGGGGGAGAGGUUAAAGGUUAUUAAAGAAGAAGUCGAGAAACUCCUACAAGCCGGCUUUAUCAGAAGGGUAGAUUACUGUGAGUGGGUCGCCAAUCCGGUGUUGGUGAAAAAAGCAAACGGUAAAUGGCGGAUGUGCAUUGAUUACACUAACCUCAACGAUGCAUGUCCAAAGGACUGUUAUCCAAUGCCAAACAUUGAUAAACUGGUUGAGUCAGCUUCGGGAAAUGAGAGAUUAAGUCUCUUGGAUGCAUACUCAGGCUACCACCAGGUCCCAAUGGCUCUUGAGGAUGAAGAAAAAACCUCGUUCUAUACUGGCAAUGAGAUCUAUUGCUAUGUAAUGAUGCCCUUCGGCUUGAAGAACGCAGGUGCCACUUACCAGAAGAUGGUUACCAUCGUAUUCCGAGCUCAGAUAGGACGGAAUCUAGAAGUUUAUGUUGAUGAUAUAGUGAAUAGAAUAAGGUUAAACCUAGCCAAAUGCAUCUUUGGCGUGGAGUCUGGAAAAUUCCUGGGUUUCAUGGUUUCCCAAAGAGGGAUUGAGGUCAAUCCAGAGAAGAUCAGAGCAAUUGCCGAGAUGGAACCGCCGAAGUCAGUGAAGGAUAUACAGAGGUUGACUGGAAGGGUAGUAGCUCUUCAUCGGUUCAUAUCGAAGUCAGCAGAUAAGUGCCUACCGUUUUUCAAGAUUAUGAGCUCACCACCUCUACUGACUAAAGCCAAAGAUGGAGAAAUCCUCUAUUUAUAUCUGGGAAUUUCAGAUGAAGCCAUUAGUUCGGUUCUGGUAAGAGAAGAAGCCAAGCAGCAGAAACCAAUAUAUUAUAUCAGCAGUGUGCUGCAUGGGGUCGAGCUGAGGUAUCCUAUAGCUGAGAAAGCAGCCUUAGCAGUUGUCACUUUGGCCAGAAAGUUGAGGCCAUAUUUCCAGUCGCACCCGAUCAUUAUUCUUACAGACCAACCCCUUCGGCAGAUUCUGCAAAAGCCUGAGUGUUCUGGAAGAUUAGUUAAGUGGGCAAUAGAACUGGGGGAAUUUGAGAUAGCAUUUCAACAGAGAUUUGCAAUCCGAGCUCAGGCAUUGGUAGAUUUUAUUGUAGAGUGCACUCCAGGUAAUUCCAUUCCUACUCUGGAGCCCAAUGACUGGACUUUAUAUGUUGAUGGGGCAUCUAGUAGCAAAGGUUCAGGAGCUGGUGCUCUCUUGAUCGGCCCAGAUGGAUACCGAAGUGAACAUGCUUUGAAAUUUAACUUCGGUGCAACAAACAACAUGGCUGAGUAUGAAGCCCUGCUACUUGGUCUGCAACUAGCAUUGGAAUUAAAACUCAGUGUGAUCCAAGUAUACAGUGACUCCCAGCUGGUGGUGAACCAAAUUAACUCAAUCUGCGAAGUUGUUGAUCCUGUGAUGGUGAAAUAUGUAGCUCUGGUGGCCGAGCUAAAGUGCAAAUUCCAAAAAUUCUGUCUGAGCAAAAUCCCCCGAACUGAGAAUGAACAAGCAGAUUCACUCUCUAAAUUCCCAUCUGAUAGUUCUUCACAUUCCAGAUCGGUUUUUGUGGAGGUCUUAGAUGAACCAAGCUUCAUGAAGCCACGGGUAAUGGAGAUCAGCACCGACCCAGGCACAUCGAGCUGGACUGACCCAAUCCUCUCCUUCUUACGAGACGGGAUAGUACCUACGGACAGGCAAGAGGAAAUGAAGUUGAGGAGGAAAGCAUCUCGGGAGGUGCAUGAAGGUGUCUGUGGAAGUCACAUGGGUGCUCGAACUUUGGCUCAUAAAGUCCUCAGACAGGGUUAUUAUUGGCCCAACAUGUACAAGGAUGCCACUCAGUUCAUACAGAGGUGUCAGAAAUGUCAGUUCUUUGCACAUCUAAUCCACCAGCCUGCAGAAGAGCUCACUACGUUGAUGGCACCUUGGCCAUUCGCUCAAUGGGGUCUUGACCUUUUAGGCCCAUUUGUGAAGGGGGUAGGAUGUGUAACCCACCUCAUUGUUGGUGUAGAUUAUUUCACAAAAUGGGUUGAAGCUCGGGCAUUAUCCAGUCUCACCUCCAAGAAGGUCGAAGACUUUGUUUUCAGCUCGAUUAUUUGCAGAUAUGGGAUCCCGAAUCAGAUUAUAGCUGAUAAUGGAACUCAGUUCAAUUGCUCCUCAUUCCGAGAUUUCUGUUCUAGUUAUGGGAUUAAACUACAGUUCACCUCGGUUUACCAUCCGGAGUCCAACGGCAUGGUCGAAUCUGUUAACAAGUGCAUCUUAGAAGGUAUAAAGCCGAGGCUGGAACAACACAAGGCCAAAUGGGCAGACGAGCUUAACAACGUCCUCUGGGCAUACAAAACUACGAGUCGAACUGCCACAGGUGAAACACCCUAUCAUCUGGCCUUUGGUACUGAAGCAGUCAUUCCUAUCGAGAUAGGAGUCCCAAGCUUCAGGGUCACCCAUUUCAAUGAAGGGCAGAAUGGACAACUGCUUCGGGAGAACCUUGAUCUACUUGACGAAGUCAGAGAAGAAGCACGACUUCGAACUCUAGUCUACAAGCAGAAGUUAGCACCAAACUGGGAAGGCCCCUACACCGUAGCCGAAGUGCCACACCCAAGUGCUUAUAUCCUACAAGACACUGGGGGAAAAAGGGUUCCUAGAGUCUGGAAUGCCAAUAACUUGAAGAAAUUUUACCCUUAAUACACUUCUUUCCAGUCAACUUUGUUUUAACCACCAUUAUUCUGAUUGCUGUAUAUCAAAACUCAAUUCAUAUGAAUUUCACUUCACGUUCGAAGUAAUUCAGUUCUGUGAACUCUGCUAUGCGUUGGAAGUGGGUUU